This is a messenger RNA of Lepus europaeus (European hare), 3543 nucleotides long. RefSeq names its product SAC1 like phosphatidylinositide phosphatase (gene SACM1L). Gene Ontology annotation, molecular function: phosphatidylinositol-4-phosphate phosphatase activity. Bases 105 to 1868 code for a protein of 587 amino acids. Gene Ontology annotation, biological process: phosphatidylinositol dephosphorylation. Gene Ontology annotation, cellular component: endoplasmic reticulum. NCBI's taxonomy places the organism in Eukaryota, Metazoa, Chordata, Mammalia, Lagomorpha, Leporidae. The record is from RefSeq and is a predicted model, not a curated record. The transcript is spliced from 20 exons.
CCGGCGCUGCGGCCGCCUAGCCUGGGUGACCGGUAGCGCUGUAGCCGAGGUGGCGGCACGGGGCGGGGCGGACAGAGAGAGGAGGAACGAGGCGGUAGUGCAGGAUGGCGGCGACGACCUACGAGCAGCUGAAGCUGCAUAUCACACCUGAGAAGUUUUAUGUGGAAGCCUGUGAUGAUGGAGCGGAUGAUGUGCUAACCAUUGACCGCGUGUCCACAGAAGUUACCCUUGCAGCCAAGAAAGAUGUUCCUCCUUCUGCUGUUACAAGACCAAUAUUUGGUGUACUGGGCACAAUUCAUCUGGUGGCAGGUAAUUAUCUUAUUGUCAUUACCAAAAAGACAAAAAUAGGUGAAUUUUUCAAUCAUGUAAUCUGGAAAGCAACAGAUUUUGAUAUCCUUUCUUAUAAGAAGACAAUGUUGCACUUAACUGAUAUUCAGUUGCAAGAUAAUAAAACUUUCCUAGCAAUGCUAAACCAUGUCUUGAGUGUGGACGGGUUUUACUUUUCAACGACAUACGAUCUGACCCAUACUUUGCAGCGCCUCUCCAACACUAGUCCAGAAUUUCAAGAAAUGAGUCUCUUGGAAAGGGCAGAUCAGCGGUUUGUGUGGAACGGCCAUCUUCUGCGGGAGCUGUCUGCCCAGCCAGAGGUCCAUCGGUUUGCUCUUCCAGUUUUACAUGGCUUUAUUACUAUGCGUUCGUGUUCUAUUAAUGGAAAAUACUUUGAUUGGAUUCUCAUCUCGAGGAGGAGUUGUUUCAGAGCUGGUGUGCGCUAUUAUGUGAGAGGAAUUGAUUCUGAAGGCCACGCAGCUAACUUUGUAGAAACAGAACAGAUUGUCCACUACAAUGGGAGCAGGGCUUCAUUUGUGCAGACUCGAGGAUCAAUACCUGUUUUCUGGUCCCAAAGACCAAACCUGAAGUACAAACCAAUUCCACAGAUCAACAAAGUAGCAAAUCACAUGGAUGGUUUCCAAAGGCAUUUUGACUCACAAGUAAUUAUUUAUGGGAAACAAGUCAUAAUAAAUCUGGUAAACCAGAAGGGCUCAGAGAAGCCACUUGAGCAAACAUUCGCAUCAAUGGUGUCUUCCUUGGGAAGUGGCAUGAUCAGAUACAUUGCUUUUGAUUUCCAUAAGGAAUGUAAAAAUAUGAGAUGGGAUCGACUGAGUAUUCUGUUGGAUCAGGUGGCAGAGGUGCAGGACGAAUUAAGUUACUUUCUAGUGGACUCGGCCGGCAGGGUGGUGGCUAACCAGGAAGGCGUGUUCCGGAGCAAUUGCAUGGACUGUCUGGACAGGACCAACGUGAUCCAGAGCUUGUUGGCUCGUCGCUCCCUUCAGGCCCAGCUGCAGAGACUAGGCGUUUUGCAUGUGGGACAAAAGCUUGAAGAACAACAUGAAUUUGAGAAGAUUUACAAAAAUGCCUGGGCUGACAACGCAAAUGCUUGUGCCAAACAAUACGCAGGAACUGGUGCCUUGAAGACUGACUUUACCAGAACUGGGAAGAGAACUCAGUUGGGACUUAUAAUGGAUGGCUGGAACUCACUCAUACGAUAUUAUAAGAACAACUUUUCGGAUGGAUUUAGACAAGAUUCCAUAGACUUAUUUCUUGGGAACUAUUCAGUGGAUGAAUUAGAAUCUCACAGUCCUCUAAGUGUUCCAAGGGACUGGAAGUUCCUGGCUUUGCCUAUUAUCAUGGUUGUUGCCUUUUCAAUGUGCAUUAUCUGUUUGCUUAUGGCUGGUGACACUUGGACAGAAACACUGGCCUAUGUGCUCUUCUGGGGAGUCGCAAGCAUUGGGACAUUUUUUAUCAUUCUUUACAAUGGCAAAGAUUUUGUUGAUGCUCCCAGACUGGUCCAGAAAGAAAAGAUAGACUGAAUUUGUGUUUGUGGAAAGCGGCUUGGCUUGGAAGAUUCCAUGAUGCAGAACUGGAGUCUUUACUGACCCGCUUUCCACGUCAGCCCGAGGUCUGGCUAAAGCCUUUACCCAGCAUCACCUCCUGUGUGAUGUGCGGGGUGAUGAUUUUGAGUUGUUCUGACGUUACUGCCUUGAUGAUCUCGUUACUUUGGGCGUGGUUAUAUUUAUAAUUUGAAGCAGUGUUGUAAUUAAAAUAUAACCCGAAUUCAGCUCACAGAAUGGAAGGAAUCUACUCAUUGUCAGUUUAAUCAACUGUUGCAGAAAUAAGUAAUAUAUUUUAAAAAUUUAGCUUCUUUCAUUAUUUAAAACGGCAAAAUUAUUUUUCUAGCGUAGUUGUCACUGUAGAAGCUGUCGCUGUUACCAGGCAUACUUCCCCAUGUAUCUUUGUACUUUUCUUAAAAAGUUUAAUAAUAAGGUAACUGAAUGUGCUGAUAAAAUGUAAGCCCCUCACAGCCAUCGAGUCGCUGGACGUGACAGUCCAUGACUUCACGAGGCCGAGGGAGAGAGACAGGGCUGGGCUCUGGACGUUUCUGAAGGAGCGCCUCACGGCCUCGGUCUGCUCGAGCUGCUGGGGGCACCAGCUGUCCAAGUCCCACGGAAGAGUUCAGAUGUACUUUAUCUUUUUUAAAAGGUGUAAAUGAAAUCAAAGAAUGUAAAGUCUAUCUCUAUGCUAACGGUCCAAAGCCUCCUCAUGGUAAGGGUCUGCCCCAGUGCGGAAGAUACCCUUGGGCGGUCAGCUGCAUCCUGCACGUGUGGUUUCUUGGCAGGCAUCCAAGAGGGUCUUGUGCUGGACCUGACCCUGCGCUGGGGGCAGCAGCUGCUUUUCCACGCAUGGUACCAUCGAUGCUUUUCACUCUGUCAGGGUUUUUGUUGGCUGUCAAUAAGUGUGUCUAAAAUUCAGUGCUUCCAGGUAGUUACUCCAAUCAAGGACCAACUUCAACUCUUAAUUUAUGUGCAAAAGCAAACCUGAACAAUAUGCUUCAGAAGCUGUGCAUAGUUCUCAGUGUAAGUCAGAGUGUAGAAUCAAAUUGUAAUUAUGAGGUUUAGAUACUUAGAACUGUAUGUAAGGUAGUGUAAUUACCACUAUUUUGAAACAAUUCAGUGAAACACUGCUGUAAUGUUUCAGUGUUGUGCUUGAAAAUAUUUUUUUCUAAUAGUGAUGCUUUAUGUUGUCCUUAAAUAUUUCUAAAAGCGCCUUCAACAUUUUUUUUUUCAACAUUAUCUUUUAUAAACAUUAAUAAGAGUUGUUGCUUUUAGAAACUGUAAAGGAAGUAAUAGCUGGGAAAACCCUCUGUAGCUUAAAAUCAGUCAUUAAGACUCACAAUAGGGGAAGUCAGUAGAGCCACCUACUCUUAACAUGUAAAUAAGCAUAAGUGGUUCCAAAGAGGGAAUGUUGAAAUGUAGUUAUGUCUACUGUAAUAUUACUCAAGUGCUACUGGGCAUUUUCCAUUAGGAACUUCUGUAAGGAGCUGCACCCAAGACCAAAUCUGAACAGCUGGUGUGGCUGCCUGGCGGGGAGUGCACUCCUGCCGGCUGGUAGGUGGUGAGCUAUGGAUUGUAGAUCCCGUGUCGAUUUUAUUUCUUAAUUCAUGUACUGUACAUCCAUACGCGAAAAAUAAAUGUCAUUCUUUUCUAA